ACUACUACUACUACCAUCAUCACUACUACUACUACUACUAGUACUACUACCAUCAUCACUACUACUACUACUACCAUCAUCACUACUACUACUACCACCACUACUACUACUACCAUCAUCACUACUACUACUACUACUACCUGUACUACCACCACCAUUACUACUACUACUACUACUACUACUACUACUACAACCACUACUACUCCUACUACUACAACUACUAUCAUCAUUACUACUACUACUACUACUACAACCACUACUACAACUAUCAUCAUUACUACUACUACAACUAUCAUCAUUACUACUACUACAACUACUACCACUACCAUCAUCGUUACUACUACAACAACUAUCAUCAUUACUACUACAACUACUACUACUACUACUACUACUACAACUACUACAACUACUACUACAACUAUCAGCAUUACUACUACUACAACUACUACUACUACUAUUACCACCACUACUACUACAACUACUACUACUACUACUACUACCACCACUACUACUACUACUACAACAACUACUACUACCACCACUACCAUCAUCAUUAAUACUAAAACUACUACAGCUAGCCUCACUACUACUACUACAACUACUACUACCUCCACUACUACUCCUAACACCACUACCAUCAUCACUAUUACUACCACCACUACCACCAUCAUUACUACUACUACAACUACUACAACUACAACUACUACAACUAUCACCAUUACUACUACUACAACUACUACAACUACAACUAUCAUCAUUACUACUACAACUACUACUACUACUACUACAACUACUACAACUACUACUACAACUAUCAGCAUUACUACUACUACAACUACUACUACUACUACCACCACUACCAUUAUCGUUACUACUACAACUACUACAACUAUCAUCAUUACUACUACAACUGCUACUACUACUACCACUACCAUCAUCAUUACUACUACAACUACUACAACUAGCAUCACUACCACUACUACAACUACUACUACUACCACCACAACCAUCAUCACUAUUACUACCACCACUACCAUCAUCAUCACUACCACAACUAUACCUACUACGACCACCCCUACUACUAUCACCACAACCAUCAUCAUUACCCGUAAGAACGCGGUACGCCGCCUAGUGACGUUCCCCUGUCCCAGCCGUAAGCAUGUGGUACGCUACCUAGUGACGUUCCCCUGUCCCAUCUGUAAGCACGCAGUACGCUGCCUAGUGAAGUUCCCCUGUCCCAGCCGUAAGCACGCGGUACGCUGCCUUGUGACGUUCCCCUGUCCCAGCCGUAAGCACACGGUACGCUGCCUAGUGACGUUCCCCUGUCCCAGCCGUAAGAACGCGGUACGCUGCCUAGUGACGUUCCCCUGUCCCAGCCGUAAGCACGUGGUACGCUGCCUAGUGACGUUCCCCUGUCCCAGCCGUAAGCACGCGGUACGCCGCCUAGUCACGUUCCCCUGUCCCAGCCGUAAGCACGCCGUGUGCUAUACCGGGAGCAGUGACAUCCAAGUGAUAAAACCUCACAACAGUGUAUGUCCCAGCCGAGGCACCGGCAUCAGUAACUCCAAGCUUCCUGCACCUCAGUCCCAGCCGAGGCACCGGCAUCAGUAUCUCCAAGCUUCCUGCACCACAGUCCCAGCCGAGGCACCGGCAUCAGUAACUCCAAGCUUCCUGCACCUCAGUCCCAGCCGAGGCACCGGCAUCAGUAACUCCAAGCUUCCUGCACCACAGUCCCAGCCGAGGCACCGGCAUCAUCCCAGCCGAGGCACCGGCAUCAGUAACUCCAAGCUUCCUGUACCACAGUCCCAGCCGAGGCACCGGCAUCAGUAUCUCCAAGCUUCCUGCACCUCAGUCCCAGCCGAGGCACCGGCAUCAGUAACUCCAAGCUUCCUGCACCUCAGUCCCAGCCGAGGCACCGGCAUCAGUAACUCCAAGCUUCCUGCACCUCAGUCCCAGCCGAGGCACCGGCAUCAUCCCAGCCGAGGCACCGGCAUCAGUAACUCCAAGCUUCCUGCCCUCAGUCCCAGCCGAGGCACCGGCAUCAGUAACUCCAAGCUUCCUGCCCCUCAGUCCCAGCCGAGGCACCGGCAUCAGUAA
Molecule: messenger RNA, 2097 nt
Organism: Oncorhynchus masou masou (cherry salmon)
Lineage: Eukaryota; Metazoa; Chordata; Actinopteri; Salmoniformes; Salmonidae
Product: mucin-2-like
Exons: 6
Source: RefSeq, a predicted model, not a curated record